AUGGGUAUCGCUCGUAAGACAACUGCCUUGAAGCCAGUUAAACUGACGAAGAUGCUGCGAAAUCUUUCGCUACGCGAAGGAGAACAGCUCCAGAUUGAAAGAGAUGUUUUCGAUGAAGACGGCCUCGUGUUUCUUGAGCUCGCAACCGCCACAACCGACGAUUACACUCGUGGACUAGCGAGCUGUAUUACGAAAGAUGGCGUUGAUAAAUUCUUCCUCGAGGAUGACUACGGCGGCCCUCAUGUUGCUGCACACUCUUCUGCCACAAACGUCGACACUAAUCGUCCCGCCGCCGCUUCAUCUCCGACUAAUGCAGCCCUUGACGCUCUUAUCGCCUCUUCUGACCCCGACCUUUUUUGUCAAAUCGAUCCGGACACCAACACGAAUGACGUCUUUACUCUGCCAAAUGCCAGCUUUAUCAACACGCUCCCUGAAGUUCCUGCAAUUCGUCGAUCUCAACGCGUCCGAAAAUCCACCAGAAAACCCGAUUUUGCUUAUUAUUGA
Messenger RNA from Oikopleura dioica, 504 nucleotides. NCBI's taxonomy places the organism in Eukaryota, Metazoa, Chordata, Appendicularia, Copelata, Oikopleuridae. The record is from the annotation of a GenBank genome assembly.